AUGCCCCUUCUGGCAUCCGCUCUUCCUACUAACUCCCCAGUGGUCGAUCUGGGAUAUUCGAUCUAUCGAGGCGUGCGACUUUCUGCAGGAAUAGAUCAAUAUGUUGGCAUGCGGUUCGCUGCUCCACCGCUAAAAGAUCUCAGAUUCCGCGCUCCUAGAGAUCCUGUCCAGGAGUUAUCAAUACAAGAUGCAUUCGCCUUCGGACCAUCUUGUCUCGGCGUCGAACAGGAAGUCUCUGCUGAGAAAUCAGAAGACUGUCUGUAUGUUAAUGUUUUUGCUCCAUCAAAUGCCACAAACCUGCCAGUCUGGGUAUACAUCGAAGGCGGAGGAUACGCAACAAAUUACGAUCCCAACUAUAAUGGCACCAAUGUGAUCCGUGAAUCGGGCCACAACAUCAUCUUCGUCAAUUUCAAUUACCGCGUCGGAGCCCUCGGGUUUCUCGCUAGUGAGAAGGUCAGUCGUGAUGGUGAUUUGAAUGCAGGCCUUUUGGAUCAACGAAAGGCUUUGCACUGGGUGCAGCAACAUAUUCGCAAGUUCGGUGGAAACCCAGAGCACGUAGUCAUCCAAGGAGUAUCCGCCGGGGCCGGCUCUGUGGCUCAUCAUCUCACCGCGUACGGAGGCCGCGACGACGGACUGUUCAUCGGUGCAAUCGGCGAAAGCCCCUUCUGGCCUGCACAGCCCACCGUGGCAGAGGCAGAAUUCCAAUUCGACCGGUUCGCCAACGAAACCGGAUGCUCCGACUCUCCGAAUAUUCUCACCUGUCUCCGGUCUCUCGACAUAGACACCCUUGAGCAGGCAAACGUGCAAUCCCCUUUCCCAGGUGGCUCCGAUGAGCCCCUACCGUUAUGGUACUGGCUGCCAGUUAUAGACGGAGACAUCAUUCCCGACAGCCUAUACAAUCUGUUCGAAGAAGGCAAAUACCUAAAUGUCACGCUGUUAGUGGGAAGCAACACAGAUGAUGGCUCAGAAUUCGCAUACAAUGCCUCCAGUCCCGCCGAGCUAUCCACAUUCCUCAAGAACAAUUACCCGCAUCUAACUCCCGACCAGCUGGAAGCUAUCAACCAUGCCUAUCCUAAGACAGACCCCGUGCCACAGCACGCAGCGUACUUUCCUUCUGCGUCGGCCGCCUACGGCGAAGCUGCCUUCAUCUGUCCCAGCAAUUUUAUGGCAGACGCCAUAAUGCGAUCCACUGGUCAGGCGUGGAAUUAUGUAUUCAACGUGCAUGAUCCGACCAUGGACGCCAUUGGCCUAGGCGUCAGGCAUAUGCUCGAGACCGAGGCUAUUUUUGGUGUCGGAUAUGGAGGUGUUCACUAUGAUGCGUAUGCUGAUGGGAAUGCAGGCAUCGUACCGGUGACGAUGAAUUAUUUUAUCAGUUUUGUGAGAGCGCUGGAUCCAAAUGUGUUUCGGAAGACAGGGACGCCCGAAUGGAAGAGGUGGGGACAGGGAGAACGACUUGUGUUGCAGCAUGAGACGCAGAUGGAAGUGGUGUCGCAGGAACUGCAAGAUCGCUGCGAUUUGUGGAGGUCUCUGAGUCCCGUGAUGGAGGUUUAG
This is a messenger RNA of Aspergillus steynii IBT 23096, 1551 nucleotides long. Its product is annotated as alpha/beta-hydrolase. Bases 1 to 1551 code for a protein of 516 amino acids. Gene Ontology annotation, molecular function: carboxylic ester hydrolase activity. The transcript has 3 exons. The record is from RefSeq and is a predicted model, not a curated record. Lineage: Eukaryota; Fungi; Ascomycota; Eurotiomycetes; Eurotiales; Aspergillaceae.